Molecule: messenger RNA, 1812 nt
Organism: Anthostomella pinea
Lineage: Eukaryota; Fungi; Ascomycota; Sordariomycetes; Xylariales; Xylariaceae
Source: the annotation of a GenBank genome assembly
AUGUCCUCGGUCGACAUCUCUGCAAUCGAAGAACAUAUGAAAAUGGCCUCCCUAGACGGCCUCAGAGGUUACGCGCAAGAUCACUAUGGCGAGGUUCAACAAUACAGAACAACAGAUUAUGUGCCCAAGUCGGCCGCGGGCGGUUUUCAGGUGCUGCGCGAACCUCUCUGGAACAAAGGUCUCUCUUUUACACCAGAGGAGCGAGUUUCUAAGAACCUGACCGGGUUGAUACCGCACGCCAUGGAAAGCGCCGAGACCCAGGUCGCAAGAUGCAUGAAGAUGAUCAACUCGAGGCAGACCAACAUAGACAAGUACCUGUAUCUGUCUGCGCUUAAGGACCAGAACGUGGACCUCUUCUACCGCGUGCUCAUUGACAAUGUACGCGAGCUCAUGCCCUUGGUCUACACCCCAACCAUUGGCGAUGUCUGCUUGCAGUACUCGACACUCUACACCCGCCCGGAAGCAUUAUAUAUUUCGAUUAAGCAGCGGAAAUCAAUCCGAACCAUCCUCAGGAAUUGGCCGUACCCCAAUCCGGAGAUUUGCGUGGUGACGGACGGGUCGCGUAUUCUGGGCUUGGGCGACCUUGGAGUCAAUGGAGUGGGGAUCUCCAUCGGGAAGCUGGCCCUGUACACCGGAGCAGCCGGCAUCCACCCGUCGAAGACCCUCCCGAUUGUUCUCGACACCGGCACUGCCAACGAGACCAACUUGAAGGACCCUCUGUACCUCGGCCUUCGGGCUAAGCGCCCGUCGCCGGCGGUCGCCCAGGAGUUCAUGGACGAGUUCAUGGAGGCCGUAGCUGAUGUCUACCCUGAAAUGCUUGUCCAGUUUGAGGACUUUGAGACCGAGAAGGCGUUCAACUACCUGUCACGGUACCAGCACAAGUAUAAGUGCUUCAACGACGACAUCCAGGGGACUGGUGCCGUCGUAUUAGCAGGUUACAUUGGUGCCGUCAACCUAUCCGGUGUGCCGAUAGAAGAGCAGCGCCUGGUCUUCAUGGGCGCUGGGUCUGCCGGUGUCGGUGUUGCCAAGCAGAUGGUUGAGUACUACACUCGUCGCGGUCUGUCAGAGCAGGCGGCACGAGAGAAGUUCUGGCUCGUCGAUACUAAAGGUCUCGUUACAAAUGACCGUGGCGAUAAGUUGCCCGAUCACAAGAAGUAUUUCUCUCGUCAAGACAACGGCGGUCACCAAUUCCGCACCCUGGAGGAGGUCAUCGAGUAUGUUCGACCAUCCGCACUCGUUGGUCUGACUGCCACAUUCGGUGUUUUCACCGAGUCCGUCGUCCGCGCCCUCAAGGCAUCGGUUGACGCGGGAGGUUCAGGAAGACGCCCCAUCCUGUUCCCCCUGAGCAACCCCCUCACCAAGGCCGAGUGCACUUUCGAGCAGGCUAUCCAGUGGACAGAGGGUACCGUCAUCUUCGCCUCUGGCUCACCUUUCGCGUCCUUCUCCAUCAAGCAUGGCGACCAUGCCGUGACAUACCAUCCCAACCAGGGUAACAAUGUUUAUGUGUUCCCUGGUCUCGGUCUUGGUGCCAUCCUCUGCAAGGCAUCCAAGGUCACCGAUGAGAUGGUAUACAUUGCCGCCCAGUCGCUGUCGGAAUCUCUCAACGCCGAAGAGAUCCACAAGGGUCUCAUCUACCCGCACAUCGAGCGUGUCCGGGACGCCAGCGUCGUUGUCGCACGCGAGGUCAUGAAGGCCGCUCGCAGAGAAGGUGUCAGCACUCUACCUGAAUCGCAAUGGGUAGAGUGGGAAGAAUGGGGCGAUGUUGCCCUGACGAAGUUCAUCAAGGAGAAGAUUUACGACCCGCUCAAGUAA